GCUACUUCCUCUCGGCCCGCGGCCCCGCACUGCGAUGCCACGGCUGCACCACUAGCUCCAUAAUCUCCCCCGUGUUUGCAAGAACCCCUUCGGGUGGGCGAGCGGUCGUAUUCAUUUACGCUCCUUUUCCGUUUCUUUAGCAAACCGCAGCGGGGUGAGGGGGGGGGGGGGACUUUUGUUCUUCUUUUGCGGACAUGCCUAACAUCGUGCUUUUUAGCGGGAGCUCACACCACGACCUGUCCCAGAAAGUGGCCGAUCGGCUGGGACUGGAGCUGGGGAAAGUGAUCACGAAGAAAUUCAGCAACCAGGAGACAUGCGUGGAAAUCGGGGAGAGCGUGCGCGGCGAGGACGUUUACAUCGUGCAGAGCGGUUGUGGCGAAAUCAACGACAACCUGAUGGAGCUGCUCAUCAUGAUCAAUGCGUGUAAGAUCGCCUCCUCGUCACGCGUCACCGCCGUCAUCCCCUGCUUCCCCUACGCCCGGCAGGACAAAAAGGACAAGAGUCGAGCACCCAUAUCAGCCAAGCUGGUGGCCAACAUGUUGUCCGUAGCCGGCGCCGACCACAUCAUCACGAUGGAUCUCCACGCCUCUCAGAUCCAGGGCUUUUUCGACAUCGCCGUGGACAACCUGUACGCGGAGCCCGCCGUGCUUCAGUGGAUCCGGGAAAACAUCCCGGAGUGGAAAAACUGCAUCAUCGUGUCUCCAGAUGCCGGCGGGGCAAAGCGCGUGACGUCCAUCGCGGACCGUCUCAACGUGGACUUUGCCCUCAUCCACAAAGAGAGGAAGAAGGCCAACGAGGUGGACCGCAUGGUGCUGGUGGGGGACGUCAAGGACCGCGUGGCCAUCCUGGUGGACGACAUGGCCGACACCUGCGGCACCAUCUGCCACGCCGCCGACAAGCUGAUUGACGCCGGCGCGGUGAAGGUCUACGCCAUCCUCACACACGGCAUCUUCUCCGGCCCGGCCAUCUCCCGCAUCAACAGCGCCCCGUUCGAGGCCGUGGUGGUGACCAACACCAUCCCACAGGAAGAGAAGAUGAAGGCGUGCCCGAAAAUACAGGUGAUCGACAUCUCCAUGAUCCUGGCGGAGGCCAUCAGGAGAACCCACAACGGCGAGUCUGUGUCCUACCUCUUCAGCCACGUCCCCUUGUAGAGACAGACGAGCCGCCCCCCUCCGAGCGGGGCUUUUUUGCCACCCAUCCUCCAGAUAUGGCCGGAUGCUUUUUGGCCAACCCCCACAUGACAGUUUUAAGGUCACGCCCUAACAUUGUCUUCUCACCCAGGAGACGAAGAAAAAUAUCAUUUUCUUUGCACCGAAGUUUUUAUUUAUGAGUAUCUCUCUUUUUUGAUUUUCUUUUUCUUCUUCUCAUGUUUUAGUUUCGGUCUUGCCGACCUUGGAUCAGCCGAGGCCUGGCCUUCCCUUAACCAAAGGCUCCACCAUGCAAACGUGUAUUUUUACCUCUUAUUGAACCCACUUGAAAUUAAGCAUUUCACAACGUCAUGUCAUUACAAAUAUGUUGGUCUUUUCUGCGUCGCAGAGUUUUUAAAAAGGCCGCACCUUUCCCCCGACAUUUCUUCAACGCCUUCUAAAAAGUAUUAAAAUAAUAUAACCUAACCCUUUACUAGCUAUAUAUCGAUUGUAAUAGUUCAUGCUUCAUCAGGUUUAAGCCCCUCGAGCGGGAGUAAGAUGAAAGAACACGUUUUGUAAUUUUGUGAGCACUAAGAAUGUGUCCUAACUUCUCCCACGACGCGCUGCUGCCCCCGAGUGGCGGCUCAUCUGCAUGACGACCAUCUUCUUAUAUCAAUUGUGCUAAAAACGAUCGGAUUUCGAGACGACUUUCCAAACUCUUGCUGAUGAAACACGUCUGGUAAGAGGUGCAGCUGGGCGUGUCGUCCAUGUUCCAAAAGGUCACGAAAAAACAAAUUGAGACCCGAAGCUUGUAAAAGUGUCAAGAUUUCAAUUGUCGUCACGGCUGUAACGGGUCAUUUGAUUCCAAGGAGGCAGCUUUCGCAGUUUGCCUCUAGGUGGAUAAAAAAGGUGGUGAGAAGGCGUAAUUUCAUUUUUUAAAUUUUUUUUUUUAUUAUAUGUAAUACUCAGCGGUUUCUUUGACAAUAAAGUGUUGACAAUGGCUUACACGUGA
Molecule: messenger RNA, 2139 nt
Organism: Gasterosteus aculeatus aculeatus (three-spined stickleback)
Lineage: Eukaryota; Metazoa; Chordata; Actinopteri; Perciformes; Gasterosteidae
Product: ribose-phosphate pyrophosphokinase 2
Biological process (GO): 5-phosphoribose 1-diphosphate biosynthetic process; purine nucleotide biosynthetic process
Cellular component (GO): cytoplasm; ribose phosphate diphosphokinase complex
Molecular function (GO): ribose phosphate diphosphokinase activity; magnesium ion binding; ATP binding
Source: RefSeq, a predicted model, not a curated record